Molecule: messenger RNA, 648 nt
Organism: Pleuronectes platessa (European plaice)
Lineage: Eukaryota; Metazoa; Chordata; Actinopteri; Pleuronectiformes; Pleuronectidae
Product: pro-opiomelanocortin-like
Exons: 2
Coding region: 1-648 (215 amino acids)
Biological process (GO): neuropeptide signaling pathway
Cellular component (GO): extracellular region
Molecular function (GO): neuropeptide hormone activity
Source: RefSeq, a predicted model, not a curated record
AUGUGUCCUGUGUGGUUAUUGGUGGCUGUGGUGGUUGUGGGCGGGGCCAGAGGAGCUGUCAGUCAGUGCUGGGAGCAUCCGAGCUGUCAGGAAGUGAACGAUGAGAGAAGCAUGAUGGAGUGUAUCAAGCUCUGUCACUCUGACCUCACCGAUGAGACGCCCGUCAUCCCAGGCCCCUCCCACCUCCAGCCUCUCUCUCUGUCAGACUCCUCCCCCUUCGCCCUGCCGCCCUCCUCUUCCAAACGCUCCUACUCCAUGGAGCACUUCCGUUGGGGGAAGCCCGUCGGCCGCAAGCGCCGCCCAAUCAAAGUCUACACCUCCAACGGCGUGGAGGAGGAGUCUGCUGAGGUUUUCCCCGGCGAGAUGAGGAGGCGGGAGUUGGUCAAUGAGCUGUUAGCAGCAGCGGAGGUGGAGGAGAAGGCCCAGGAAGUGAUGGAGGAGGCAGGGGAAGAGGAGGAGGAGCAGCCCCUGGGUGGAGUCCAGGACAAAAAAGAUGGUUCCUACAAGAUGAAGCAUUUUCGCUGGGGCAGCCCCCCCGCCGCCAAACGCUACGGCGGCUUCAUGAAGAGCUGGGACGAGCGCAGCCAGAGGCCGCUGCUCAUGCUCUUCAAGAACGUCUUCAACAAAGAUGGACAGCAGGAGAAGUGA